Molecule: messenger RNA, 746 nt
Organism: Talaromyces stipitatus ATCC 10500
Lineage: Eukaryota; Fungi; Ascomycota; Eurotiomycetes; Eurotiales; Trichocomaceae
Exons: 2
Coding region: 120-662 (180 amino acids)
Cellular component (GO): mitochondrion
Molecular function (GO): carbon-nitrogen ligase activity, with glutamine as amido-N-donor
Source: RefSeq, a predicted model, not a curated record
GGUCAACAACGGACAACAAUAACAGCAAGCUAUUCAUUCUAUCCAGGUCUCAUUUGUAUGCCCAACACUUUUGUAUUAUUAUUGUUGUUGUUCAAUUAAUUUCUUUGGCGUGUUUCAAUAUGUUUAAUGCCGUUCGAUUCUCGUCCCGGGUGGGAUUACGCACCGUACGAUGGAAUUCGACCAGCAGCUCCGUUCCUCCAUUGAUGGUCAAGCUUCGUUCAGAUCUCAAAGACGCAAUGAGAGCAAAGGAUACUCCACGACUCAAUGUCCUGCGAGCUCUUAUUUCUGAGACCAACAACGCCGCCAAAACCUCAUCUCCAAUCGAGACGGAUCUUCAGCUCCUCUCUCUGAUCAGGAAAAAGAUUUCUGCCUCUAAGGACGCUGCGGAGCAAUUUCUAAACGCCAACAGAUCAGAUCUGAAGGAAAAGGAAGAUGCUCAAAUUGCCGUAUUCGAGGAAUAUGCCAGCCAGGUCCAAACAAUGACACCCGAUGAUAUCAAAGCUGCCGUCACUAGCACCAUUUCUCAACUGGGGGCUGACACCAAGCUGAAUGUGGGAGCCGUGCUAAAGAGUAUCUUUGCCCCCGGGGGUGCUUUGGAUGGAAAGCCGGCUGAAAAGUCAGAGGUUGCUCACAUUAUUAAGGAGCUCCUUUCGAAGAACUAGAUACCAAUGAUGCGGGUACAUCAUUAAUCUCUCUUUCUCACCAUGUACUACUAUAUCUCUUCUCAAAACAUUGAUGCAUUGCUG